GAUCACCGAUCACGGAAAGAGCCGAAGAUGUCAGCUCGGUCAUGUGAUUAGCUGUGUCCCAAUCACAGGGACAUGUACACUGAUCAUCAGAGCACUGAUGAUCAGUGUGCCCUGAUGAUCAGUGUAGCCCCAGCAGUGCCACCUGUCAGUGUCCAUCAGUGCCAGCUGUCAGUGCUCAUCAGUGCCUCAUGCCAGUGGCCAUCAGUGCCACAUCAAUGCCACAUAUCAGUGCCUACCAGUGCACAUCAAUGCCACAUAUCAGCGUGCCCAUCUGAGCUGCCUUUCAGUGUCACCCAUCAGUGCCAGUCAGUGCCACCUAUCAAUGCCAAUCAGUGCCACCUAUCAGUGCCUCCUCAUCAG
This is a messenger RNA of Staurois parvus, 360 nucleotides long. The record is from the annotation of a GenBank genome assembly. Lineage: Eukaryota; Metazoa; Chordata; Amphibia; Anura; Ranidae.